This is a messenger RNA of Pteronotus mesoamericanus, 6885 nucleotides long. It is a transcript of the gene ZFX, whose product is annotated as zinc finger protein X-linked. Gene Ontology annotation, molecular function: RNA polymerase II cis-regulatory region sequence-specific DNA binding; DNA-binding transcription factor activity, RNA polymerase II-specific; metal ion binding. Gene Ontology annotation, biological process: regulation of transcription by RNA polymerase II. The record is from RefSeq and is a predicted model, not a curated record. Gene Ontology annotation, cellular component: nucleus. Lineage: Eukaryota; Metazoa; Chordata; Mammalia; Chiroptera; Mormoopidae. The transcript is spliced from 8 exons. Bases 222 to 2624 code for a protein of 800 amino acids.
CUCUCCCGGGCGGUGACGUGACGUGCUGACGGCGGGCCCGUGCCGGGGAGCUGGGCCGCUUUUUGUCAGCUCCGAGCUCGGCCCCUCCUCCCUCCCUCCGCCCGCCCCACCAGCCGGAGCCCGGCCCAGUGCUCCAGAGAAAGGCCGGCCUGCAGCACCCGCCACCGUCGCCGCCCGCCCGCACGCCCGUCCGGAGCUCUGACUGAUGAAAAUUAAAGGCCAUGGAUGAAGAUGGACUUGAAUUACAGCCACAAGAAUCAAACUCAUUUUUUGGUGCAACAGGAGCUGAUACAGCACACAUGGAUGGUGAUCAAAUUGUUGUGGAAGUGCAAGAAACCGUUUUUGUUUCAGAUGUUGUGGAUUCAGACAUAACUGUGCAUAACUUUGUUCCUGAUGACCCAGACUCGGUUGUAAUCCAAGAUGUUAUCGAGGACGUUGUUAUAGAAGAUGUUCAGUGCCCAGAUAUCAUGGAAGAAGCAGAUGUAUCUGAAACGGUCAUCAUUCCUGAGCAAGUGCUGGACUCAGAUGUAACUGAAGAAGUUUCUUUAGAACAUUGCACAGUCCCAGAUGAUGUUUUAGCUUCCGAUAUUACUUCAGCAUCAAUGUCUAUACCAGAACAUGUCUUGACAAGUGACUCUAUACAUGUGUCUGAUGUUGGACACGUUGAGCACGUGGUUCAUGAUAGUGUAGUUGAGGCAGAAAUCGUCACUGAUCCCCUGACAACUGACGUAGUUUCAGAAGAAGUACUGGUAGCAGAUUGUGCCUCUGAAGCAGUCAUAGAUGCCAACGGGAUCCCUGUGGACCAGCAAGAUGAUGACAAGAGCAACUGUGAGGACUACCUUAUGAUUUCCUUGGAUGAUGCUGGCAAAAUAGAACACGAUGGUUCCUCUGGAAUGACCUUGGAUGCAGAGUCGGAAAUUGAUCCUUGUAAAGUGGAUGGCACUUGCCCUGAAGUCAUCAAGGUGUACAUUUUUAAAGCUGACCCUGGAGAGGAUGACUUAGGUGGCACUGUAGACAUUGUGGAGAGUGAGCCUGAGAAUGACCAUGGAGUGGAACUGCUUGAUCAGAAUAGCGGUAUUCGUGUGCCAAGGGAAAAGAUGGUUUAUAUGACUGUCAAUGAUUCUCAACAAGAAGAUGAAGAUUUAAAUGUUGCAGAAAUUGCGGAUGAAGUUUAUAUGGAAGUGAUUGUAGGAGAAGAGGAUGCUGCUGCAGCAGCGGCGGCAGCUGCCGCACACGAACAGCAAAUCGAUGACAGUGAAAUCAAAACCUUCAUGCCAAUAGCGUGGGCAGCAGCUUACGGUAAUAAUUCUGAUGGAAUUGAAAACCGGAAUGGCACUGCAAGUGCCCUCUUGCACAUAGAUGAGUCUGCUGGGCUCGGCAGACUGGCUAAACAAAAACCAAAGAAAAGGAGAAGACCUGAUUCCAGGCAGUACCAAACAGCAAUAAUAAUUGGCCCUGAUGGACAUCCCUUGACUGUCUAUCCUUGCAUGAUCUGUGGGAAAAAGUUUAAGUCAAGAGGUUUUUUGAAAAGGCACAUGAAAAACCACCCUGAACACCUUGCCAAGAAGAAGUACCGCUGUACUGACUGUGAUUACACUACCAACAAGAAGAUAAGUUUACACAACCACCUGGAGAGCCACAAGCUCACCAGCAAGACGGAGAAGGCCAUCGAAUGCGAUGAGUGCGGGAAGCAUUUCUCUCAUGCUGGGGCUUUGUUUACUCACAAAAUGGUGCAUAAGGAAAAAGGAGCCAAUAAAAUGUACAAGUGUAAAUUUUGUGAAUAUGAAACAGCUGAACAAGGAUUAUUGAAUCGCCACCUUUUGGCCGUCCACAGCAAGAACUUUCCUCAUAUUUGCGUGGAGUGCGGUAAAGGUUUUCGUCACCCGUCAGAGCUCAAAAAGCACAUGCGAAUCCAUACCGGUGAGAAGCCCUACCAAUGCCAGUACUGCGAAUAUAGGUCUGCAGACUCUUCUAACUUGAAAACACACGUAAAAACUAAGCAUAGCAAAGAGAUGCCAUUUAAGUGUGACAUUUGUCUUCUGACUUUCUCAGAUACCAAAGAGGUGCAGCAACAUGCUCUUAUCCACCAAGAAAGCAAAACACACCAGUGUGUGCAUUGCGACCACAAGAGUUCGAACUCAAGUGAUUUGAAACGACACAUAAUUUCAGUUCACACAAAGGACUACCCCCAUAAGUGUGACAUGUGUGACAAAGGCUUUCACAGGCCUUCAGAACUCAAGAAACACGUGGCUGCCCACAAGGGUAAAAAAAUGCACCAGUGUAGACAUUGUGACUUUAAGAUUGCAGAUCCAUUUGUUCUGAGUCGCCAUAUUCUCUCGGUUCACACGAAAGAUCUUCCCUUUAGGUGUAAGAGAUGUAGAAAGGGAUUUAGGCAACAGAAUGAGCUUAAAAAGCAUAUGAAGACACACAGUGGCAGGAAAGUGUAUCAGUGUGAAUACUGUGAGUAUAGCACGACAGAUGCCUCGGGCUUUAAACGACAUGUUAUUUCCAUUCAUACGAAAGACUACCCUCACCGUUGUGAGUACUGCAAGAAAGGGUUCCGGAGACCUUCAGAGAAGAACCAGCACAUAAUGCGGCAUCAUAAAGAAGUGGGCCUGCCCUAAUAAUACUUCUACAGACAUUUGUGGAGAUGUUGGCCUUGAAGCAGAAAAUUCAUUGUAAAGCCAAUCAGUCUCAUUCACAUACAAUACUGUAUAUUGAUUUAUGCUGUGUACAAAUAGAAUAUUGCUUCUAGUUGACUUUUUUUUUUUUUUUUUUUACGUUUUGUUCAAUAGUGUGUUCUGAAUUCUAUUCAGUUUGUUUAAUCAAUGGGGAAGAGCAGCAACAAGCAAGUUGCUUUUAAUGAAGUAAACCUUGCUUCUGUACUAAAAUUUCCUAUCUUAUUAGUUUUGUAUUUAUUUAAAUAUUUACCUUGCUUACCUUGAUGGUACUCUUCUAAGAGCAUUUAACUUAAAGUUAGGGUAACUUUAGAUUGAGUCAACAUGAUUACUUUCAGAGUAACUAUUUUUUCCCCCAUGAAUUUCUCACAAUAAAAUUUUCAGAGACAUCUACUAACAUAAAUGGGAGAUUUAGCAGUCAGGUCUAAUUAGGCUAACAUGGAAGUCAUUUACUUGUCUUGCUUAGUCUUUUCAGACCACAUGACAAUGAAAGUUUCCGUUUGAGCUUUUGCAUCCCUGGCAUUGCUGAGUAAAGAACAGUGGCUGGGUUUGUGUUUACUUUUCAUUUUGUUCAGCGGACAAAAUAUACUUUGGGGGGGCUUUCUUUGGAGUAUUUACAUCUUUUGUCAGCAUAGCAAAGUUUUAGAAAACUGAAAAAUUUUGCUUGAUCCUGUUGUAUUUUGAUUAUUUUGUCUGUGCUGCUUUGUCUUGGAAUGGUUGUGUGCUACAAAUGAGACUUAUUGGGGACUGCAUUUUGGAAUCUCCUAGAGGUAAUUCGUGGCUCUUAGGAUCUUUUGCAACUUUAUAUAUGUAAAUGUACCCUGAAUUAUGUAUAUGCACAUAUAUAUAUAUAACAUGUAUCUGUGUGUAUUGCUUAUUUUACAUAUUUAUACACACAACCCCAAGUAGUAGUUGUUUAAAAUCUAUAAUGAAAAGUAUUAAAUUUACAAUAACAUGAAAGAUGCAGGGAUGUAUGAGAGCAUUUUGUAAAUCAUGCUCUUCAGAGAGACUACUCAGGUGAAGAAUUAGAAGGAAAAUAAGGACACUAGUAUUUUUAAAGAGUAAAGGUAUUUUCUUUUAAAUAUCUUUGGUAAUUGAAAAAAUAGAUGUUAAGAUGUUUCUAGAUAGAAUGUUUUCAUACAAUUUCAGCUCCAUGCCUUUAUAUUUUUCUGAAAAGCUAAUGAGUAUCCAGACAGACCUUCCUCAGUUCUCUCUGAGAGGCCCCUGCGAGGACUCUGUGUCACCAAGCAAGGGAGACUCAGGAAGCUGCGGCUCCACGUACCAGAGACUGGGUGCUAAUUAGGAUUUACACUUUUCAAGUUCAGCCUACUCUGUUAUUUCUUAGUUAUAGCUAGGAAACUUUCAAAAACUUAACGCUCAAGUUGGCUUUGAGUAGAACAUAAGAUAAAGGUAUGUUUUAAGUGCAUGAGGAAAAUCUGAGGCCUUAUUUGGAAUGUCACCAAGUCUUUCACUGUUUUGUUCUUCUUUGAGGGUUGACUUUUUUUUUAAGCAAAUACUUCUGACUCAUAAAAUGAACGCAGUUAAUGAGAAUUUGGUUAUGUUCAGAUACACUUUGGGGAACAGAAGACAGUUUUGGGGUCCUUAAAUUGGCUGUCAGCACAUACGAGUACCUGGCACAUCGUGGGAGAUUGAGGACUUUUCUUCCCACUUGAUAGCUGCCUUGCCUCUUCAUUAUGGUGCUCCAUCCUCUUUCUCUUUCAUCUUUCUCUUUGUCGUUGAUAACUGUAUUCAAGAGUUUGUAGGGUUAGAAAUCUAAGCAUUAGGUGUUUGGCAAGCCUUUGAAGUGCUGGGUUGGUUUAGUCCAGUUCUAAAUCCAGCCCUUUAAGCUGGUAUGAACUCCAGCCUGCAUGCCAGUCAGAACCAAGGCCUGGGCCUGUCCGAGUGGGGACUCCUGUGUCCUCUUGGCCUCUAUAACGUGCUUUUUAAAAAAAAGUAACUUAAAAUUGUGUGAUUUCAUUGCCCUGUAGCAGUUCUAUUCUUGAAAGCUCUGUCUGUUUUUUUGUGAGAACCUUUACAAUCUCCCUUACUUUUCGUUUUUCCCAGAUUAAUGUAAAACACUUAUAUGAAACCAGAAAUUCAUUAAUUUUAAAACAUUCUGUAAAAUUAAUACAGAAAAUAUAAAUAAUUGGUCAUCUAUAUUUUUUUAAAUAAACUGAAAGAUAAAGAACACAGCAUUUUACACACUUUAUAUUUCUCUUACAUAGUCUGGAAUCAUACACAGUUCUUUUCUUUUUAAAGCACAAUAUUGAAACCUUUAAAAGGUAUUUAAGGGUUUGGUCAAGUGAAUAUUAUAAAAUGUAUUUGUCUGUAUAAAGAGAAAAUGAAAUUGUAGUCACUUAUGUAUUGACAUUAGUUACAACCUAGUUUUAAUUCUUAAAACAAUUUUGAUUAGCAAAGCUAAAAAAAAUGGUUGUUUCAGUUAAAUGUUUUAAAGAGGUACAGAUUUUUACAAGGACAUAAUAUAAGUUAUUGUUCUGUAGAAAUAUCCUAUUAAAUAUUGUAUGUCCCUCCCUCUGUACACUUUGUAAAAAAAGUAAAAUACAUAAAAAGAAAAUCAUAUAGGGAUGUGUGACAUUAUUGUAAUUGUGUACUUGAGAAUAACGUGCAAAAAUAAAAAUCAGAAUAUUUUCCUGUUACUGAAUGUUUAGUCUAUUUGAUACCAGUACUAAGUUAAUGCUUUUUCUUAAGGAAAAAAAUGUACAGUUUUUGUAAACCUAAUAAACAUCAAAAGCAGUGGCUUAUUUUCAUUUCCCCAUUUCUUAAUUCCCUUUAUGCAGCAGUGGAAUUCAAAAUUGAUUGCUUUGAAUUUUGUAAGUUGAAUGCAAAUGCUGAUAAUAUUUCAGCCCUGCGAAUUUGCAAGUAAUAUUUCAGAGAAGUUAAGAGGUGAUUGGUGAGUCCUUUGAUGAGCAAAUCCUUGAAAUUCUUUUUUUCUUUUAUCUUCAUGAAGGAUUUGUUUUAUUAGCAUCUCCAAUUCCUGAGAUAACUUCCCUUGCAUAAAGUGGGUUUUGAGAGCACUUAAAGUUCAUUUCAGUAUCAAUCUGUAGCACAUCGAAUCAGUGGGGACUGUCACCGCCUCCACAGCAGUAGCCCUGCCCUAAGGUGACCCCUUGGUCCCCAGUUGGAGGGCCCUGGCAGACACUAACAUACUAGAGAAUGGUCAUUGUCAUAAUAAAAAUCAGGAAGUAGGUGAAAGUGAUCAGGAUUCAAAAAAGGAUGAGAUAGAGUUGAGUCAUUGAUUUUUAAAGAUGAGAUACUGCUGAUCUUGAACUGUAGGAAUAAGUGUGUGCCUAAUAGUUGAGACAGUAAAUGAUCAAAACUGGAGUUAAAUUAUCCAGAGGACAUGGUGAAUGUCACUGUCCAGAGCCAUAAAUCAGAAAAAUCAUAGCAUGCUCAGAAACUUCGGUGCAAUACAAUGCCUGACAGAUAGCAUCAUACCAGCCUGCGAUCUCCAGGCGGUCAGAACAGGUAUUGCUCUGUUUUCUGGGAGUCUCAGUAUUAAUUUCCUGUAUUUCCCACAAAUUCUAAGAUUCAUAUAAAGAAAAGCAUGCCCAGUCAAAAUCUUAAAAGGGUGCUGUUUCAGAACAGUGGUUUUCAAUGCUGCCAAAUUCUCAGUCCCACCCCAGACUCACUGAGUCGGAAAACUAGGCUCGAGACCCAGUGAUCUUGUGUCUUAACAUGUCCUUCAAAGUGAUUCUGAUUCAUGUUCAAGUUUUGGAAACACUGUUUUAGAGCACUUGAAGAACUUCAAAGAUUAGAAACGACACACAUACACACAAAAGCCAGAAAUGAGCAGUUGAAGGUGAAAUGGGACUCACAUUUUAUUCCUUGGGUCUACCCCUUAAAGUGUGAGCCUGCCAGUCAAUAAGUAAAUCCUUUAGUUCACAAGUAAAUAGCCUGGGUUUCAUAAAUCUUGUAUGACCUCCCUAAGUUACACUCCUCAAAGGCAAUAGAACUCAGAGGAAGAUGAAGUAGAAGGGCUGAAAAGUGUGUAUGUGUUUAAUUAAUUGGCCCAGCGUUACUUAAGUAAUUCAUAUUUGAAAACCCGUUUUGCCACUUUCUGUAACUUUCGAUAAGGUCAAAAUUAAGUUUGCCCUUCUGGGUUUUGUUUUGUCUUGUGUAUAUAUUGUUUGCCUUUUUCAUAAAAUAAUUCUUGGAUUUGUUAUAUAUUGUUCUUGUUAUUUUUGAC